Molecule: messenger RNA, 3317 nt
Organism: Colossoma macropomum (tambaqui)
Lineage: Eukaryota; Metazoa; Chordata; Actinopteri; Characiformes; Serrasalmidae
Gene: ing2
Product: inhibitor of growth family, member 2
Exons: 2
Coding region: 923-1765 (280 amino acids)
Biological process (GO): positive regulation of DNA-templated transcription
Cellular component (GO): nucleus
Source: RefSeq, a predicted model, not a curated record
GCCUGAAAACUUGUGGUCUAAGCUACUAACUGAGAACGUCGAUUCUCCAUGAAAGCUUAGGGGAAAGUCCCCGGACACUGAGCAGAAAUGCUCUGCGCAAAACGCAGAAGGCUAGCCGGCGGUGCGGAUAAACUGCCGAGACGUCCACACAAAGCGGACUGAGCAGAGCGCAGCCGGGUGCCUUGGUCACAGCUAGAGACAUGCAGGUAGGGAGUGAAACACCCCACCAGAACGGGGCUCAGUCUCAGGGUGUGCACAUUUUAAGAAGUGUUCUUUAACAAUCUGGAUAGAGUGAAAUCUCGCAGGAAACAGAUGUAAUAACUCGCCUACUUUUUAUCUCUUUCUCUUCUCGUUUCUGCAGAAGGUUUGUCUUAACUAAUAUUGAGUAACAGGUCUAAGCUUCUGUAGUUUCAAUAAAUUGGCUUUUGUCGAAAACGCAGUCCAGUAUAUUGGAGCCCCUUUCCCCUUUAGCUAUUUUCAGAAAACUAAGUUCAGGAAGUUGGAGUAAAGGAAGUGAGCCGGCGCUGGUAGCCCGAUAGACAGAGCAUUGCCCUGACUAUUAUGAGCAGCCAAUCCCAGCAUAGCAUUCGAGAUAUUAGCCAAUUGCAGUGCACGACUUCGAUUGCUCCUAGCCAAUCUCAACGCAGAAUAUGAGCCACUAUCCAAUCAGAGCGCUCGGAAGGCGGGACAAUGCUGAAAACGGGUGGGGUAAAAACAAGGCUGGCGCGCCAUUCACUGCUUUUACUUUGAAUGGCUGGUCAUGCGCAUGCGCAUCUAGAUCAAUUUUGUUUUAAGGUAGUUCAUGGCAGCCGGAGGCUGAAUUUACUCGCUUUAAAAAUCAGACCAUAUGCAUCAAAGCAACUUCGUACUUUUUCUACACUUAAUCAUAGCCUAGCUGCGUUUUGCAUGCAUUGUAAUCACGAUGUUAGGGCAUUUUGCAAACGUGGAAAAGGCACAGCUCGUCAGCUACGUGGAGGAUUAUUUGGAGUGUGUGGAGUCGCUUCCCCUGGACAUUCAAAGAAACGUAUCGUUGCUGAGAGAAAUCGACACCAAAUAUCAAGAAAUCCUACAGGAAGUGGAUGAUGUUUAUGAGAAGUAUAAGAAGGAGUCAGAUGGAGCUCAGAGGAAGCGUCUGCAGAUGCAGCUCCAGCGUGCGCUCAUCAGCAGCCAGGAGCUGGGUGAUGAGAAGAUCCAUGUGGUCACUCAGAUGAUGGAGUUGGUGGAGAACCGCUCGCGACAGAUGGAAGCCCACUCGCCCUGCUUCUUAGAGCCAGGAGACACCGAGCGAUCAGCUGAAAAGGUUCGUCACGAGACAGGAACUAGCUCUGCUAAUGUUGUGCCUGAGCGGUCGUCAUCCCGUCGGCCACGGCGACAUAGGAACAGCGAGAGCCGUGAUUCUUGCCUCGGAGCCAAUGGGGCGUUAGAGGACUUAUGUGAUGAACCAGCACAGCAGCCUCGUGAGAAGAAGUCUAAAUCAGCCAAGAAGAAGAAGCGGUCCAAAGCAAAGCAGGAGCGUGAGGCAUCGCCAGUGGAGUUUACCAUCGACCCCAAUGAGCCCACCUACUGCCUCUGCGAGCAGGUGUCCUACGGAGAAAUGAUCGGCUGUGACAAUGAGCAGUGCCCCAUUGAGUGGUUCCACUUCUCCUGCGUUGGACUCACCUACAAACCCAAGGGCAAGUGGUACUGUCCCAAGUGCAGGGGUGACAGUGAAAAGACUAUGGACAAAAGCACAGAGCGGCCCAAGAAGGACCGGAGGUCCAGGUAGUGCCUCAGAGCAGCAGAGUAGGAUUGUACCCGUUGAAAUAUUAUGCCUAUAAGAAUUAGCCUGGUACAGACAUAGGCUGCGAUUACAGUGUGCAUUGCAAUAUAUUAAAACACGUUAGGGAAUCAGUCAGUAAAACCUUAAUAAACCGCGCAAGCAAUUGGUGACACCUUGAUGUGACACGAAAUACAGUAAUCUGACCAAAAUUAUUUGUGCUUGUUGGGUUGUAAGAGCAUCUUGAUUCAUUAAUAUCCACAGGAUGUUCUGGGAUUUGGUUAGGAUGCUCACAGAACACACAGGUCUCUUUUGGAUACUAUAUCAGUAUCAUAAAGGCCAGUAUGGUGGUGAUUUUUAACUAACAAUAUAUUGUGCAGCCCCUUAUUACAAACCUUGCAGGCUUUCACUUGAUGGAUUCAGUCUCACAUUACGCUAGCAGGGAGCCAUUUGUGCAUACAGGCACAGCUUUUGUCAAUAUCAAGAACUUAGGACUUUGUUGUGAUUUUCAUUUAGACUUCCUUGCCUUGUAUUUGCACUUAUUUAUUGUCAACUGUCCCUUUAGCCAAAGGUACUGAACAAUAUAUAAAUGUGGCUGCUUAAAGGGCUCCCAGUUGAUCUGUCAGAGCUCUGCCCACAUUCUUUCUUGUGAGAUUCGACAGGUUUUAUAGAAGGUUGGAUAAAUCUGAAAGUCUAAUAAAUUUAGGUUGGAUUUUAGAUUCCAUACGUAACAUUGAGUUUUUCAAGUUGGAAGUGCUACACUGCUGAGCCGCACUACAUUGUUGUAGUUAAGUGAAACUAGGCAGACUGAACACGACAAUGACUUUGCCACCAUGCUGGUUAGUUAAAACUGCAUCUGAUUGUUCUUUACAGUGUGAUCUAUCACACUUUUGAAAUUAAUAAUGCACUCUAAAUUUACAUUUACCAGCGUUCCAUGAAGUCCAACCUAGCAACAGUUGUUAUGAAUGCACUUUGUGAGCAGAGCCUGGACAUGUCAAUUUGUGUAAAGCCAGAGUGAAUCUGUGGAGCAAAAACAAAGUGAAAGCUUGUGAGAUAUGGGUUUGUUUUUCCAGGCUUUAGAAGACUGGGCUUUGUGCAGGAUGGUGGACGAGCUUUUAGCUAAAUUACUGCUUCGAAGUUUCUCCUGAUUCCCUUAGCCCAAAUGUGAUUCACCCAGGUGCUGCUCUUGCUAAAGAAAGAAAGAAAUAAAGAAAAAUAAACCCAAACUUCAAGGUGAAUGAUGCUGAUGGCUCAUGCACCUUCAAAAGACUUGUGUUCAGAAUACUGCCAUCAAUGUUUGUAAGAUAUUGAAAAAAAUAUUUUUCAAACUUUAUUUUUUCAUUUUACUGUAUGUUGUGUUGCGAGAGAAGUUUAGACAUAAGAAGUCAUUGGACAUAGAAAAGAAAAUCAAAUCAAAAUACAGUGUUUCAUGAUUAUAUCUACAUUAUUUUUCCAAUUAAUUGCAUUUCACAUGUUAACACGAAUAAGGAAACGUAAUUUUCCCGAAUGUCUUCCAGUGAGAGAAUGAUUGUUUGGUUUAUUGUAUCUGGUGUAAUGUGUU